This is a messenger RNA of Planococcus citri (citrus mealybug), 1634 nucleotides long. Its product is annotated as protein spaetzle 5-like. The record is from RefSeq and is a predicted model, not a curated record. The transcript has 11 exons. Gene Ontology annotation, molecular function: Toll binding; growth factor activity. Gene Ontology annotation, biological process: central nervous system formation; innate immune response. Gene Ontology annotation, cellular component: extracellular region. The coding region runs from base 756 to 1493 and encodes 245 amino acids. Lineage: Eukaryota; Metazoa; Arthropoda; Insecta; Hemiptera; Pseudococcidae.
UUUUGAUUUUCUAAUUUUCUAUUUUUACGAAAGUGAAUUUGAAAUUGAUGGAUUCUUUUCACUUUUUGUCAACUUUUUUCCAUCAUUUCGUGUCAAUUAACUGAUUACUUCUUCCAAAGGGGUUGGAUCGUCUAUCUUGUUUAUCUCACUCCAAGUUGAAUUGAUGUAAUGUAAAUACGAAGAAGUGAUUGAAUCAAGUGCUAUAUUGUGUUAAAAUUAUCAUUGUGAUUUAAAUUCAUACUUAUUCAUCAAUUAACAUGUUUACAAAACUGGUCAGCAACCAGCCCAGAAAGAUUAUGAACUCUGAAACCGGCGCAUUUCUCUGCGAUAAUUACCAAAUAUAUCUACAUCAGCGUUGACGGAAAUGGACUUCAAGUAUCUAAAUAUCAUAAUUCGUAAUUUGGAUCUCAGAUCAUCAACGAUACUGCACAUCUUGAGCUUCUAUAUCUCUAUCCCACUCGACAGUUGACAAAUAUAAUACAGGAUACAUGAUUUAUGAAAGCGACGACCGACUCCGCCUAAACAGUAACCACCUUGGAAUAUCAAUUAUCACAUCUAUGUUGGAAGAUUUAUCGUCUGUUGUCAAACCAUCACAAUGGUGUAUUAUUUUUCGGUGAUAUACUUAUACUUAUCUGCAUAGAAGCAAAAAAAAAAAAAUGAAUUUCAAGUUGUGAUUUUUUUCUGCAAGUUACUAUGAUCGGUUCAUCUUCGUCGGUUCACUCAUCGUACAAGCUGUACCUACAACAAUAAACAAUAUGGUUUCAAUUUCGCACCAGCAACGUUUAUUAGCCUUAUCAAGGAUGUUGAUUUUAUUUCAAUUCUACGUCGCUUUGGGAUUGAAACCGAAUCUGUUUACCGAAUCUCAAUUACAAUAUACCCCAAGAACUGAUCGAAACUUAGCUAUCACGUUUUUAACACCAGCAACACCUUUACAUACAGUUUCAACGAGAAUAAAUUCGAAACGUUUGAUACCUCAAGAUAUCGAUAUCAGUAAAUGUCUGAUGAAAAGGAACUCGCUGCUGUGUAAUGAAGCUAGUAAUUAUCCGUGGAGAGAAGUACAGAAAAUCUUAUCGUUGAAAAUAUUAUCGUUGGAGUAUUUCGGAAAUGAUUCGCUAUCCUCAUCAGAUCUGAAGACAAACAUCAAGUCGAACGAAAUCAACGAACAUCAAUUCUGCAAAUUUGUGGAGACUAUACAAGUUCCAAAAAUAGCUCGCAAUAAAGAUUUAGAUUUACGUUACAUCAUUCAAGGAGAUACACCCGAUACACAACGUGGGAUACGUACAGAAGCCUGUUUGCCUAAGCCCAAUGACGAGUGUGCGUUCGCAUCGUAUCUGCCACCUUCGGUAACGGUGCGUUGUGUGCAGAAGUUCAUGAUGAAGAGACUGGUAGCAUUGGAGCCAUUAACCGGUGACGCGUAUUUCGACGACUUCCUAAUACCUUCUUGUUGCGUUUGCAUGUACCAGAGUAAAGAUGAAGGAGAUUACGAAGAUUGAACGAUGAGAUUUCUGGAUCACGUUUUCUUCGCGCGAUUUUUAUUGACGUAGAUGUGUAUUCAUUUAAAUUACCUAAACGAUCGAAUAAGUAACUCACGGUUAAAUAUAUCUUCAUUUUACGACGAUCCCUUACGUCAAAAA